Pieris brassicae (large cabbage white) is the source of this 3741-nucleotide messenger RNA. RefSeq names its product interferon-inducible double-stranded RNA-dependent protein kinase activator A homolog (gene Loqs). The record is from RefSeq and is a predicted model, not a curated record. Lineage: Eukaryota; Metazoa; Arthropoda; Insecta; Lepidoptera; Pieridae. Bases 198 to 1352 code for a protein of 384 amino acids. The transcript has 8 exons.
CCAGUCAUUUUGAUUUCGAUGUUUUGCUCGAAAUCUGCUAAGAAUUAAUUUAUUUUAAUAAUAAGUAUUUCCAACUGCUGUCUACUUGUUGGGGAAUUAAAUACUUAUAAUAUAGUUAAAUUACAUAAUUCUAAUUCCUAAUAAGUAAUUAAUUUUGUGAGUUUAAUUUAUCUGCAGUUGUGGAGAGAAUACACAGGAUGAUGGAUGGAGGUGUUGUUCACCCUCAUCCAGGGGUGGUACACGGCGGUAUGCCAGGUGUAGUCCAUGGUAUGCCAGUGCAUGGAGGUGGACCUGAUGGGGAACAUGCCCCUCAUGGUCCAAGGCGUCGGUACCAAAAUAGACCUAAGCCACCAAACAAUUUGGAAAGGCUACCAUUAGAUGAAGCAGCUAAGAGGGAGAUGGAGUCCUUGCCAAUGAAGACACCAGUGUCAGUGCUUCAAGAAUUGCUUGCCCGUCGAGGAACAGUUCCAAAGUAUGAGUUAGUGCAGAUUGAGGGCAUGAUUCAUGAACCAACCUUCAGAUACCGGGUCACUGUUGCUGAUUUAGUUGCAAUGGGCACCGGCAGAUCAAAAAAGGAGGCAAAACACUCGGCAGCAAAGGCACUUCUUGAUAAAUUGACAGGUGCAGCACCUGCUGAUCAGAACACUAAUGGCAAUGUACCAGAGACGGGUGCAGUUGUGUCUUCAUUUGAAGACAAAUUAUUGGGUAACCCUGUGGGAUGGCUUCAGGAGUUGUGCAUGUCUCGCUUCUGGCCUCCUCCAUCAUACCAUGCAGAGAAUGAUGACAACGUUAAUAGACGUAUGUUUUGUCUUCCACAUGAGCGCCAAUUUACUAUUAUAUGCACCUUACUGAAGCGUCGUGAAGUUGGUACAGGCAAGUCUAAGAAAUUGGCCAAAAGACAAGCUGCUUACAAGAUGUGGCAGGCACUUCAAGAUAACCCACCUGAGACUUUCCAACCCGAGGACGAGGGCGGUGUCGCAUCACGUUAUGCCGACUUGAAAGAUAGUAAAAUCUCCACAUUAACCACAAGUCACAGCCACAAGGUGUCGCAGUUUCACAAACACCUCAAACAGUCUGUCGGGCCCAACCUGGCCAAGUUGCAGGUAACCCCGCUGAACAACAAAGAUUUCAACUUUGUGAAGUUCCUUCAAGAGAUAGCCACGGAGCAGUCGUUUGAAGUGACUUAUGUGGACAUAGAAGAGAAGUCAAUGGCCGGUCGCUGUCAAUGCCUCGUCCAGCUCUCGACUCUUCCGGUGGCCGUCUGCUACGGGUCGGGGCUCACGAGCAAAGAUGCCCAGUCUUCGGCGGCUCACAACGCCCUCGAGUACCUCAAAAUCAUGAACAAGAAGUGAAUCCGAACCGUUCGCCCCAUACAGAUUUAUUAUACGUAAAAAUGGCCACUACACAUUUACAUAUAAAAAAUAGGUAUCGGACGAGCGAGACGCGGUAAGCCCUUUAACCACUCUACGGGUUCAGCACUUCGGGCUAUGCUGUAUAACUGGCACAUUUGCAGUGUCCUCGAUCACUAAAUAUCGCGAAAUAUCUUUGACAUAAUAAGGCCUAGUCACAAAACGUCUUAAACGCCUGACGGAAUCAAUUACAGAGCGUUGACGUGUCAUUUAGUCAUUUGUCUCGCUUCGCAGUACAAUGCGUCGCGUACAGUUUUCUUAAUAAUAUCUGUGGGUUCUAUAUAUUAACCUAUACUAAAUUCUUAUAGUCAAUUUGCAUAAUAAAUUCAAGUGAAAGUGUCUCUAUUGAGUGCUUUUAACUAUUUGUGCAAUGAAAUCGUGAAUUAGAAUCGGUCGGUCCGAACUGGUUUAUGGUAGGUUUAAUUGUUUACAUCAAAAUUAGGAAAUUAAUUUUUGAUUGAUUUGAGGAUGUUAGUUUUUGAAAUUGCCUCUAGUGGAGGCGGUCAAGUAUCUUUUAUUGGCUUAAAUAUGACAUUAUUAUUAACAUUUUAGACAUGAAUAUGUCAAACUGUUUGUCACAUUUGACACAUUUUCUGUCGUUAACUAAUUCAAGUUGACUAAUAUGUUAUACAUAAGGACAUGGCUAAUUAAAACAAACAAACAAAAUUAGAAACACAUACCUAAUUCUUUACAUUAAUAUAAAUCUAUUUGGGGAAAUUCGAUGUUCAAUAGGGUAUUAUUCUACACCGCUUGUGUAGGGCCUUCAAGUAACAGAGCGUACCAUUUUUUUAAAGGCCGGCAACGCACAUUCGAGCCUCUGGGUAAUGUGAGUGUCCAUGGGCGGCAGUAUCAAUUAACGUCAGAUGAGCUACAUAGAAAAAGACCGCUAUCAUCACAACUAACAUUAGCAGAAACUACUCCUCUAUUAUUAUGAAUUUAUUGAUUAAUAUUUUAUUUUUAUUUAAAUUUAAUUAUUAUAAAUACAAAAAAAUUUAAUGAAGUUUUUAAUAUAUUCAAUUUAUAGGCGUCAUUGUAAGUUGAAAAAUAUCUUUAAUUAGUCUAAUCAUAUGAAUUGCCAAAUCAUUUUUUUUUUAAUUCGAACCUACUAAGUAUUUGUUUUCUUUAAAAAAUUACACAAAAAUACUAUGACUGCGAAUGUGCGAGAGUAAACAUCAUAGCCCGUAAAGUAUAAGGAAACAAAGUAUGGAGUGGUCAUAUUAUAAUACAAGCUAUACUUUGCAUAGAAUUAGUGUAAUUUUCCCAGCGUGGAAAUUACUUAUAAAAUAAAAAAAUACAAAAAAAAAUAUAAAAAACUAAAAAAAAAAAAUACAAAAAAAGUGUGUAUUAUAACUUUCCAGUUUAAUAUUCAGCAUUAUUUAGCAUGUUUUUGCAUUAAUAUUAAAUUGAAAUCAUCUACUUAUCAAAAUCAUUAGCUGUAAUGUAUAUUGUAAUGAAAUUAUAGAUUUUCCAUAUCGUUUAUUUGAAGCUACCUUGUUUUCGGGUGUGUUAAGAUUUUUCUAACAUGCUGAGCAUUAAACGGAAAUAUAUUCUCAGCCGGUACAGUCUUGGGGAACUGUCCGAACCUUUGCAUUAUUUUUGAUUAUAUAUUUAUUCACCAGAUGUCCCGUGUUAAACGAUUUUUAUUUGUUCGUAUGAACUCACCGAUUUUGACGAUUUUAUCAAAUGACUAAAUGAAUAGUUUUGAGCAAGGCUCGGGUCUUGCGAGACGGGCUGAGCGAAGGCUGGAUGUCGCCGAAUGAAAUUUAUUAUGAAUUUACCGAUAAUCGUGUACUUUAUUUUUUACAUGAUGGUAAACUUUGCAUGAGAGCUGAGAACAAAGCGUUUGAGUGUUUAUCACUGGAAAAUAACGGAUGCGAAGCUAGGAGAUACCUUGCCUGUGAAAAUGGGCAUUAUUUUAAUGCAAAGUAUAGAGGUUGUAACAUUUUCUAUCAGUACAGAGUCUUCGUUAUGCACGAAGCGAACGCGAGGAUUCUGCACUUCGAGUUUCUUUUAUAUUGAAUGGUGUGCGUCCGACCUGCCCUUAAGAGAUCGCACUGUUCAACUUAGAAGAGGCUGAAAGGAAUGGAGUUCUGUUCAACCAAGACCUACUAAAUAAAACUAUAAUGUCUGACCAUCGAGGCAAAUGUCCGUGUUAUAUUUUGUGUUUAGUCAGUCUUGGUUUUACUAGUAUUUAGAUCUAUUGUAAUUCUAGAAUGUAAUGUCACAGUAAUUCUUUACAUCUCACUUGCCUAGUUAAUAUGUUGUUGAAAUAGUUUUUGUUUUGCUAGUAUUAAUACAGCUAAUAAGUACAAUAAAAUUGGUGUUGCUUAAA